This is a messenger RNA of Xyrauchen texanus (razorback sucker), 4836 nucleotides long. Its product is annotated as F-box/LRR-repeat protein 5-like. The record is from RefSeq and is a predicted model, not a curated record. NCBI's taxonomy places the organism in Eukaryota, Metazoa, Chordata, Actinopteri, Cypriniformes, Catostomidae. The transcript is spliced from 11 exons. Gene Ontology annotation, molecular function: protein binding. Gene Ontology annotation, biological process: SCF-dependent proteasomal ubiquitin-dependent protein catabolic process; intracellular iron ion homeostasis. Gene Ontology annotation, cellular component: SCF ubiquitin ligase complex. The coding region runs from base 20 to 2098 and encodes 692 amino acids.
UGGAGCUGAUGGAGGCGCGAUGGCUCCGUUUCCCGAUGAGGUGGAUGUUUUUACAGGGCCGCACUGGCGCAUGAAGCAGCUGGUGGGGCUCUACAGCGAAAAGCUGUCGAACACCAACUUCUCCAACGACAGAGAUUUCCGCUCGUUUCUGCAGUCGCUGCUCGCGACAUUCAAGGAGUUCAAGAUGCACGAGCAGAUCGAGAACGAAUGCAUCAUCGCACUGCUGCAGCAGCGCAGUCACACGGUGUACCACGUGCACGCCGACAACAAGCUCUCCGAGAUGCUGUCGCUCUUCGAGAAGGGGCUCCGCAGUGUUAAGAGCGAGUAUGAGCAGCUGAAUUAUGCGCAACAGCUGAAGGAGCGUUUAGAGGCGUUCACUCAGGAUUUCCUUCCUCACAUGAAGGAGGAAGAGGAGGUUUAUCAGCCGAUGUUGAUGGAGUAUUUCACGUACGAGGAGCUGAAGGACAUUAAGAGGCAGGUAAUACAGCAGCACUGCUGCAAUCGGUCCUGGAGCUCCGCAGCUGAUGUGCUGAAGGGAUUGAACCUGUGGAGUCAAGCUGAGGAGCUGCACAAGGCCUUCAAAUACUCCGACCACGAGAAGACUGAAGACGCAGAGCAGGACGGCGACCGGGUGUCCAUCUCCGCGCUGCCUCAGGAGGUACUGUUGAGGGUUUUUCGGUAUCUGAGUCCAGUGGAUCUGUGUCGAUGUGGGCAGGUGUGCAGUAUCUGGGCGCAGGUGGCCAAGACGGGCUCGCUUUGGAGACAUCUGUAUCCUGUACGCUGGGCCAGACGUGACUAUUACUGUGGUCCUCCGGGUGAGCUGGACCAGGAGCCGGAUGACGAAUGGGUGAAGAGUAUCCAGAACGAAGGACGAGCCUAUCUGGAGUGGGACGAGGAUGCAGACGUGGACGAAUCGGAGGAAGCAUCAGAGGAUUCUCCAGCCAUCAGUGCGGUCCAAAGAGAGAAGAAACUGCUCGAUGGAAUAAUCCAGAACCUUCUACCCACCGUUGGCCCGUCUGUGCGCUCGCUUAGCCUGGCAUACAGCUCGGCCGUCUCCAGUAAGAUGGUGCGACAGAUCCUCAGUUUCUGCCCGAAUCUGACUCACCUGGACCUCACGCAGACUGACAUCUCUGACUCCGCCUUUGACUGUUGGGCGGAGUUUGGGAUGUGUCGUUCUCUUGAGCACCUCGAUCUGUCGGGCUGUGACAAAACCACCGACCGCACGCUGAAGCUACUGUCCCUCGGUUUGGGCAAUUUAAUGGAAUCCACAUACGUUAAGAACAGCUUCGAUCGCAGAGCCAGGCUGCUGAAAUCCCCGCCCUCUCCAAUCAAACUACAGAAUGUGGAUUCCCUUCCACCAAUGGGACGCAGCUGCCAGGAUCUUAUUUUCAAGCGAAGGCCAGGUGGGCGUGGCUCAGGCUGUGGUCCCGCCCACGUGUGGGUUCUCGAUCCCAUUGAACUCGCCGACAUCGAAGAUGCAGCCGAUUGGAGCAAGCGAGGGGGAGUGUCUGCUCAGGAAAGUGGGAGGGGUGUUUUUUUAGAGCUGCAGGAAGGGGGCAGAUCUUGCUGCUGUAGGAGAAGCCGGAGGCUGGGCUUAAAGACUGGUAUUAGCUCCGCCCACUGGCAGUACGGCUCAAUAGGAGAUGCACGCUGUGGUCACUCCACCUGCUGUACGUCGGAUAAGGCCCUCUGGACUGUAAGAGAGGCGCACCUCCAGGCCACUGGGGGCAGCAUUGAUUUUCGGACUAAAUGCUCAUUUGAGGGCAACUCUUGCCCUGAGCAUCACAACGGGACUGACCAAUCAGGAGCCUGUCGGGCACUUAGGUUCCUCAGCCUGUCGGGAUGCUAUCAGGUCACAGAUCUCGGCCUGAGGUGUCUGUCUCGGCGUGGAGGGCUCCCCCUACUGGAACAUCUGAAUCUGUCAGGCUGUCUGCUCAUCACAGGGGCGGGGCUUAAGGAGCUUGUGUCUGUUUGCCCCGCCCUCAACAUCGAGCACUUUUACUACUGCGAUAACAUUAAUGGUCCUCAUGCUGACACGGCCAGUGGAUGUCAGAACCUACAGUGUGGCUUCAGAGUGUGCUGUCGAUCUGGAGAGUGAUGCUCUUUCCUCUUUAUUUAUCUCUAUUUACCCUCCGUUCUCUCUCUCUGUCUCUCAUAAUGUGCACUUUAAACGAGAGGUCUGCUCAGGACGCUCUCUGAUGCAACAUGGUUUCCAUAAAAUUGCAAACGCUUCAAAUAAAGCAAGAGAAAAUCAGCUUUGUAAACGCACCACCUCCAUUUCUGCCGGGUUUUAUUGUGAAGGAACAAUACUUGUGUGUGUAUAUUUGUAAAUAAUUCAGUUGCCUACAGGAUGUCUGUUCAGGUGAAGAGAGGUGCUCUUUAAGUUUCAGUGUGAAUCGAAGAACAUGUCUAGGACAUAUUUCACCCUAGAAUUAAAAAUAAAGAAAUAUUACAUUAUAUUGUGCUUAAAGAAAAUGAAGCCCGUUUUAAAAGGGUUCAACACAAGUUGGGGUCAGUCGACAGAAUUUGUGGCAUAAUGUUGAUCGCCACAAAAAUUGAUUUUCGACUCGUCCCUCCUUUAAAAAGGCAAAAAUGACACUUACAAUGAAGUCAAUGGGGUUUAAUCUGUUAACAUUAAAAUACUCCCUGUUUCAACAGUAUAGACGCAAGACAUAAACAAUAUGUGUGUUAACAUGAUUUUACUGUCAUUAAAUCACAAACUGACCACAUCUGUGGAAAGUGCAAUUUUACAACUUGACCUUAAACCCUAAAACAACCAUAAAAAUGGUGAUUUAAACAACUUUACAGCUCAAAUAAUGCACUAGUUUUACUGAAGAAUUAAUGUAAGUGCUUUUAUAAAAUGAUAAGCUUCACAUUUCUGCAUUUUAUACACCUUUUAAAAAAUUGGUCCCAUUGACUUCCAUUGUAAGUGUCUCACUGCUACGCAGAUUUGGGCUUUAUUUAAAGAAAUAAAGAGAUGAGUCUAAAUUAUUUAUUGUGAUGAUCAACAUUGCCACAAAUGCUGUCGAUUGAGCUUUUAUACUGAACCCUUUCAAGAGUUUUUGCAUUGUGAUGUCAUUUAAAUGUUUUUAAUUUUAUCCCCUUUUUAUCCCAAUCUGGAACGCCCAAUUUACACUACUUAGUAGGGCCUCGUGGUGGCACGGUUACUCGCCUCAAUCCGGGUGGUGGAGGACGAGUCUCAGUCGCCUCCGCGAGAUCUGAGACGGUCAAUCGGCGCAUCUGAUCACGUGACUCGUUGUGCACGACACCGCGGAGACUCACAGCAUGUGGAGGCUCAUGCUACUCUCCACGAUCCACACACAACUCACCACACGCCCCAUUGAGAGAACCACUAAUCACCACCACGAGGAGGUUACCCCAUGUGACUCUACCCUCCCUAGCAACCGGGACAAUUAGGUUGCUUAGGAGACCUGGCUGGAGUCACUCAAGAUUCAAACUCACGACUCGAGGGAUGAUAGUCAGCGUCAAUACUCGCUGAGAUACCCAGACUCCAUAUUGUGACGAUAUUUUGAUGACACUUUAGCACUUAAAUUUGCAUAAAAGUGUCAUUCGAAUGACUGUAAUGCACAACAGCAAUGAUGUAUUAUUUAGUACCGCUAUUAUUGUAAUGACAGUAUCAUUGCACAGCUGUAAUACACUACAAAAUGACUUUAUUAUAGUAAUGAGAUUCUAAUAAGAGUCGUUAGAAAAUAAUGUGAAUUACAAAUAAACACCCCUCAAAAUGUGUAAAACAUCCCAAUGCAUUACAGUAAUGAGAGUUGAUGGGGGGGUGGGGCUUAAUUGUCAUGAAAAUAAAGUCACAACGCAAAAACAAUCUUUUAUUGGUCUUAAAAAUAGGCAUCAUUUUCUUUGUGCAAAUUGUAAUAUCUUUUUCUUUGAUUUUGCUAUAAAAUAAGACCGGGACGUUCACCCUUUGAGUGCUUUAAGAUGUUAAGAAUCUCUUUUGUGGAGCGUUUUCUUUCUUUUCUUUCUCGAGUAUUUUCCCCAGGCAUGUUUCGAGGUGGGAGUGUUAUAUCUCCAUAUGCAUCUCACGUUCAAGCUCCAGCGUGACUGAAUUGUUGCUUUGGGUUUGAUGGUAAUAUCACCCGCUUUGCUUCCCCAUGAGGACUAGUACUUACUUAGGCUCAAGCUCAAGGCCAAUGAUUUGUCAAAUAAUGCAGGUGUUUUGGGGAACUAAUCUAUUCUAGAGGUUUUACCUGACACUGAAAUGACUGCAUAGUUGCCAGAUAAUUAGUUACAAUUUUCCCUGCUAGCUUGAAUGAACAAGAAGACGUCAGUGAUUAAAGGAAUAUUCCGGCUGAGCUCAAUCAUCAGCAUUUGUGCUGUAAAUGGGGGCCAGUCCGUAAACAUUAAAUACGGUUAGCCACAAGACAUGGACAACAUACCUGUUAACAGUUCAUCGGUGUUGCGUUGUCAUAGCAACGGAGUUGUCAACUUUACAUCGAUAAGGUUAGUAAGCCAUUUUCUCCCACUAAAUGUAUAAUGUUUACCUUUACAGAUUCAUUUCCAUUGUAAGUGCCUCAUUGUAAUCCAGCCUUUAAUGCAUUUUAUGUGGUGGUCAACAUUACGCCACAAUCUCGUGUUGAUCCCGGAAUAUUCCUUUAAACAUCUGGCAACCAGGUCGGAGUGCGAUUUUUGUUUUUGUUUGAAUUUUGGCACUGAAUUCAAGAAAAGCUCUGAUUGGUUCAAAAUAAGGGGUUGUUUGUGAUCCUCAGUUCCAGUCCUGGAUAUAUUUAACUCUUCUGAGUUUAUAGAUGCUGCAUGAUGUCUCUUUUGAGUCCUGUAGCUGACGAUUAAAAGCAUCUUACAAUAAAA